AUGAGCAUGCAGGCAGUCAGCGGCACUGCCGCGCCGCAGCAGCGCGGCCACGCGGCUCCCGUGGGGAACCUGGGGCUCCAGUGCAGCCCCGGAGCGCGCCGCCAGUCGAUGGGGCCCGCCGCGGUGCCGCCGAGCCACCACGCGGGCGGGACGCCCGAGAGGCUCGCAUUCCACUCGGGGGUACCUGAGAGGAUCACGUCCCAGCCGACUGCCACCGGCACGCCGUGGGCGCAGCCACCUGGGCCGUGGACCUCCGCCUCUGGGGCGAGCGCAGCGCCCCGCGUGCCUCGCGGGGGACUCUGUGGCUGCAUGCCAUCGACGAUGCGCUGUCCAUCGGACGCGGCGCUGCGGGACAUCAGUCAGCACGGCCGCUUCGCCAUGGUGGACGGAGAUGACGAGGUGGACGGGGAGGUGGAGGAGGGCGAGGGUUUCCCAUCGAAGAUUACUCUUUAUCCCGACACGGACAACGAGGGCGAGCCCCAGGUCAAGUUUGUGUGGGAGAUAUGGCCAGCGCCGUUACCGAAGCGCCACUACGCCCGCACCUCCACUGCGCUGCUUGGGCAGGCGUCGGCAUUGCCAGGCCCUGCCGCCUGCGCGAGGGCCAUCUCGAUGACGCGCCCCUGCGAGGCCAGGCAGCAGGUGGUUGGCCAGGCUGUGGCUGCUCCCGCGACCGCCACCAGGACACCGCCCCCGCGCAUCCACAAUGCCCCAGUGUCUAGGAAGGCCGUGGCCGGUGCGGCGACGGCCACCAGUGUCGCGGUAUUCAAGACCCCUGUGACGGUGCCCACGGCCCAGGAGACCCAUGCCCAAGCUGCCCACGAGUGCAAGGCAAGCCAUACGCGUCGUCGCGCUUACCAGCCCGACAUCACCACCUUGGUCGUGCGCAAUCUGCACACCUUCACCUCUCAGCAGGAGUUUCUCGACGAGGUCAACCGCAGUGGUUUCGCAGAGAAGUACGACUUUGCGUGGCUUCCGAGGAACUUCAAUGACGGCUCCGGGAAAGGUCUCGCGUUCAUCAAUUUUAGGACUGCGUCAGCGGCACGCGCCUUUGCAGGCGCGUGGCACCGCUCCAGGCGCCUUGGCAACCAGGACGAGACUGGCAAGGUCCUUCCUCUGAACGUGUCCAGCGCUUCUUUGCAGGGCUUCGAGGCAAACCUGCGCAAGUGGAGCAGCGCACGGAUCACCCGCGUCAGAAAUCAAGAUUUCUUGCCUUUCGUCCGUAUGGGCGCAGAGCCAGAGCCGCAAGCACCUCAGCCAGAAGUUCCGGAGCUUGCCGACAUCGGCGAGACGAAACCCCGCUAA
This is a messenger RNA of Prorocentrum cordatum, 1302 nucleotides long. NCBI's taxonomy places the organism in Eukaryota, Dinophyceae, Prorocentrales, Prorocentraceae. The record is from the annotation of a GenBank genome assembly.